AUGCGUGACAUUCCAGGAUUCAAGAUUGAUAAAUGGGCGCAAGAAUUUACGCCCAAAGCUGAGAUCAAAUUGCAUGGAUCUUAUGCAACCGCUCUUACGUUGAACGAACUACAGAAGCUCUCUUCAGAUUCUAGCCGAAGUCCCGUAGACUUCGAUUUCCAGCUUGCAUAUGGCACUGCCACAGGCUUACCAGCACUGCGGAAGCGCGUGGCGGAGAUACACUCGUCCGAAAAUGUCAAACUGACAGAGGACAAUGUCGUCAUCACACCAGGGUCUAUCAUGGCCAAUUAUCUCGUAUUGACCACCAUCUGCGGGAAGGGAGACCAUCUCAUCUGCCAGUAUCCUACAUAUGGGCAGCUUUACAUCUUGCCGAGAUUUCAGGGUGUCGAUGUCGACUUGUGGAAGAUGAAGGCAGAAAAUGACUGGAUCCCGAAAGUCGAAGACUUGGCGGCUAUGAUUAAGCCCAAUACGAAAGCAAUCGUCGUGAACAAUCCAAGCAACCCAACCGGCACAGUGCUUCCGGACAAUGUUUUGAAAGAGAUCCUAGCGCUUGCCGAGAAGCACAACAUCCUGGUGUUCGCAGACGAGGUCUUCAGUCCCCUAUUCCACACAAGCGACCCGCCACCUCCCCCGUUGGUAUCACUCGGCUACAAGAAGAGCGUCUCGACCGGCUCUGUCUCCAAGUCAUAUGGUCUUCCCGGCAUCCGUGUUGGCUGGGUUGUCUCCCAGGACCCAGCGAUUUUGGAGCAAGUGAUCACUGCGAUGGACUAUACGACGAAUUUCAUGUCUCAACUCGACGAAGGCGUUGCAGCCUUUGCACUCGGCCCGGAUGUGUUGCCACAGCUUCUGGAACGGAACCUGGCUGGCUGUCGGUCCCGCAUUGCAACACUCGAUGAAUUCGUUAAGAGAAAUGCCGGUCGAUGUAGUUGGGUUGCACCAAAAGGGGCAGGCACCGCCUUUAUCCGCAUCCUGAACAGAGACGGAACUCCAGUGGACGAUCUGAAAUUCUGUAACCAGCUCGUUGAUAAAUAUGGAGUAUCAGUAAUUCCAGGAGGUCAGUGUUUUAGUGAUGAAGGGUUAGAUGAUUUCAAAGGCUACAUCCGUUUGACUCUUGGCGACAAGCCAAGGUUCGAAGAGGGAUUGGCGCUCAUAGAGAAGCUCCUUAGCGAACCGGAAGACUUUUGA
Messenger RNA from Phaeoacremonium minimum UCRPA7, 1185 nucleotides. RefSeq names its product putative aspartate aminotransferase protein. The transcript has 5 exons. The coding region runs from base 1 to 1185 and encodes 394 amino acids. Gene Ontology annotation, biological process: biosynthetic process. Gene Ontology annotation, molecular function: pyridoxal phosphate binding; catalytic activity. The record is from RefSeq and is a predicted model, not a curated record. Lineage: Eukaryota; Fungi; Ascomycota; Sordariomycetes; Togniniales; Togniniaceae.